AUGGCUGACGAAGGACAUAAUGGAAAUGCUGCUGGAGAUGCUGAGCCGGAAAACUUCCGCAAAAUCUUCGUGGGAGGCCUCACUGGUAACACAACCGAUGAAGUCAUGCGGGAGUUCUACUCACAAUUCGGUGAGCUGACUGACAUAAUCGUCAUGCGCGAUCCAAACACCAAGCGGUCGAGAGGCUUCGGUUUCGUCACCUUCGCCACUAAAGCUAAUGUUGAUGCUGCUAUGGCUGCUCGUCCUCAUGUCAUCGAUGGAAAAACGGUUGAUCCUAAACGUGCUGUUCCUAGAGAUGACAAGAAUCGCAAUGAGUCAAAUGUGUCCACUAAACGUUUGUACGUUAGUGGAGUUCGCGAGGACCAUACAGAAGAAAUGUUCACGGAGUACUUUAGCAAGUUCGGAAAUGUUGUGAAAUCUGAAAUCAUACUCGAUAAAGUAAGCAAUAAACCCCGUGGAUUCGGAUUCGUUACCUUCGAUGAUUACGACCCGGUCGACCAAUGUGUUUUGCUCCGAAGUCACAUGAUAAACGGGUUCAGGUGUGAUGUAAAGAAGGGUCUUUCGAAAGAUGAAAUGAACAAAGUCGCCCAAAGUAAUCGCGAUCGUAUGGAUAGAAUGGGACGCUCGCGCGGAGAUCAGCGAGGUGGUUAUGGAGGGCCAGGAGGCGGUUGGGGUGGUCAACAAGGAGGACAAGGACAGCGUGGAGGUUGGGGACAACAGGGUUAUGGCCAGCAGGGAUAUGGUGGCCCGCAAGGAGGCUAUGGACAACAAGGUGGAUACGGAGGAUAUGGUCAACAGCAGGGUUGGGGAGACCAGUCAGGAUGGGGUCAGCAAUCCGGUGGAGGCGGCUGGGGUGGCCAAGGCGGAGGCUGGGGCCAACAGUCCGGUGGAUGGGGAGCGAGUGGUGCACCAUCUGGGCAGCAGCAGUGGGCUAAUGCUCAAGGAGGUGGCAGAUACUAGUCUGAUCUCUUUUUGACGCUUUUCAAGUGCUUAUGCACAUUGUGGUUGCCACGAAGUGUUAUCUGAUCUUCUCUCUUUGUUACGUAUCUUGUUGUUCUUAACGUCAUCGUUGACGUGUAUCUCUUCAAAUUACUGCUAAGCUGUAUAUAGAAGUUGGGCAAUUAAUUCCACGUUUUCCGUAUUGAGUGUAAGGCUUGGCCAUUUGGAAGUGCUUCGUGUUUUGUGCUAUUGUUUUGUGAGAUUUGUGGAGUUCUGUUAAGUAAUAAAGCUAAG
Messenger RNA from Cylicocyclus nassatus, 1233 nucleotides. Lineage: Eukaryota; Metazoa; Nematoda; Chromadorea; Rhabditida; Strongylidae. The record is from the annotation of a GenBank genome assembly.